AUUCAGAAGUUCAGAAGAAACCGUGAAUUAGGGAUGAGUAUAAUUACAGGACAAAUGCACUCAGAAAGAGACUUGCGACUAGGAGAUGCUCAUUGUGUAAAGUACUGUCCUUACCCACGCCCCGAAUCGCGGAUCAUGUGCAACAACAUCGUCAUUCCACACUCACAGGCGUUGGAGGGCCGGGUGGAUCCGAGGGAGGUCCCUGGAGUGAGGCUAACCCGACUCGGAAGCGCCCACUAUCCAGAGCUUAUCGAUAACAGAGUACUUCUUUGAAUCUCGACUUGUCCAUCACGCGUUUGACUGCGUGGACCGUCAGAGUAUCGCGAACUCCAGUCCCUGGUACCAUGAGCUCCAGUAAGGGUGGAAGCUCACAGCCAAACAACCCACCCACGAAGAAGCGCAAGCUCGACAACAAUGGCAACAAGAGCGCAGCCAGACGAGUUGCGCGGGCCAUUCCUGCGCAGCUGCCCGAAGUUGCCUUUGAGAAUGGCGAGCUCAAUCUCCAGCCCUUUGUAGCGGCCCAUGAGUUCGAAAUACGCGCUCUCGAGCAGAGCAUGGCGAUUUCCAAGACGCAGGGCGCCACGCGAGCUUUCCAGAAAGUGCCACGGGGUCUGCGAAGACGAGCAGCCAGUCACAACCCUAAGCGCGUGCCCAAGAGGUUGAGAGCGAGGGCACAGAAGGAGAAGGCGGAGGACAACACACCACUGGUCACGGCCAGGAGGAGGAAACCGACGACGACGACGGCAAGGAUACGGAUGGAGACGGCGAAGAAACUUCGAACAUUGGCGUUUCGCAAGAAGACAUUUCGGGAGAAGCGAGCGAGGGCGGCUGGGGCCAGAGCAGAGACUCUGCCGGACAAAGCAAAGCAGCCCCAACGGGCGAGACGACCCAAGAUCCGACGCAAUGCUCUCAAUGAGCCACCACGACCGCGGGGCAGAUUUCGGAAACGGCAGAAAAACAAGAUUUGGCUCCCCACGCACAUGUGGCAUGCGAAGCGAGCGCGCAUGAUGAGCCCGAAGGAACCCCUCUGGCGAUUUGCGAUGCCCCUCAGGCCCAACGAGAAGAUAUACCGUCCCACUCAUCGCAUGCAGGGCGAUCGAGGGGCGGUCGUGUGGGACAUGAGCUACAUGAGUACAAUCGGCCUCUACGGCCACCCAGCCGGGAUGGAGCGGGUUCUGAAGCGUAUCGGUGUCACACACGACUCAUGCUGGAACGACAAGGGCAAGAAAUGGCGGGCUGGCACACGCAGCUGGUCCGGCAUGCUAAGUCGCGAGACCAAACAAGGCCGCAGGCAGUCGUGUCCCGCCACGAUCUUCUGGAACCCAGCGCCGGCUGAUCGCGUAGCGGUGGAAGACCUCAAGAAGGACAGACGUCAAGUGUUCCUCAGAGUUCACCCAGCCAGCUUCUCGGAAUUGUUCAAUGAGCUGCUACGAUGGUGCAAAUCAGAGACACCACAGCUAUAUAUCGAGGAUCUCCGCUUUGAGAUUGGGAGCAUCGAGCUGACGGGUCCGGCCUCGACAGAGGUGCUUCACUCGGUGCUUACUCCAUAUCCUGUGGCCGGCGAGCCUAAAUCGAAACACGCUGAGCUUUUCGCGUCCCUAAAAGGCCUAACGAACCCUGCGGCGUUGCCACAGAACGUCAUACUGGGAUUCUCGAUCCAAGAUCCACGCCUACGCUAUCCGCCUCGAAAGCAGUCCCCUGCUCAAGGUGAGGCUGCUGACAUGAAGCUCCUGGAGACGGUUUCGGGGUGGCCGGCGGAAACUGCUCUCAAACCGUACGCACUCCUCGACCGUGAGGCCCGGCAUGAAGCUUCCCAGUUGCCUACACAAGGGCUGGUCAAUCGUAGAAGGAGUAAAAUCACACCUGGUUCAUUCCUCAAGCCGUCGCCGAUCGACCCAGCUAUCCCCAUUGUGCUUCUAGCUUCCCGCUCGGGCUCUAGUACGCAGGCGCAAGGGAAGUGGACUCUUCUGGCGCCCUGGAAAUGCAUCCAACCGAUAUGGUACAGCAUUGUCCACUGUCCCUUGUCGACUGGCGGCAACCCCCGGUUUGCAGGUCUCGAGCAGACGCGCCAGGUUGCCUUUGAGCGUGGGCUCCCUUGGUUCCCGGCGGAUUUUCCCACCACAGAUGCUGGCGUUGCGUGGGAGCUGGAUCAGCGAGCAGUCCGCACUCUUAAAUGGUCCAGACGCCCCAAGAGCAAGCGCACAGAAUGGAGUACAGUUGAUCUGGGCGCUGGCAGGAAAGGUGAGCUCGGCGACGGGCUGGCCUGUGAUUUCGAGUACCUUUUCGGACUCCCACGGCCAGACGACGCGGAGACGCAGUCAACAGAGGGCGCCAUGGAUGUUGAACAGGGGCAAGUCUCACAGACCACGGCUACCUCGUCUUCGGCCUUGAGUGCCCUUCAUCACGUCAGCCGAAAAGCUUUCCUGGGACUGGCGCGGGCGGGAGAGGGUACUGCUCUCUCGAUACCUUUGAACGCGCUUCUGACUGUGCGCAUUCGACUAGUGACCCGAGGUACGGUUGGCCCUUGCGCGAGGAUCUAUCGCCUGCCCGCGACACCGCCGCCUGUGCCGGUAGCUUCCGACGCCGAGGUGCCAGCCACGAUACCUCCAUCAGCGUCGACUUCUUUCCCAUCUGCGUUACCCCAUGAUUUACGCGCGCAGUGGCUGGCCAAGCUGCCUGACAGUACCGCCGCGGGAGCCAAGGAUACCACACGGCAGCCUCGAGCAACCACUCCUGAGUCGCGCAGGCAGCGCAUUGUGAGAGAGCUCACAUCGAAGCCGACACCUUGGCCGUCUACGAAGUCAAACUUGAGGGAUAUUGGGGGCCAGCACCCCUUGUGCCCGAGCUCGAACGACCUCAUUGGGUUCGUGACGACAGGCGAGUUCUGUCUCAGCGACGGCAGAGGAUCGGCAAUUGGCAGUAUUGCUGUGGACAUGGUCUUGGGCGGAUUCAGAGCGGACGAGACAGAAGGCAGGCUGUGUAUUGUAAGAAGCGCGGGAGAAAACGUGGGCUGGCUUGCCCGAUGGGAAGCUGUGUGAUGCAGUCAGCGGAAGUAGACAAGAUGGCACAUGGAUGGGCCACAUUGGGGGAAUGCUACAAUACGUCAAUGAUACCAUUUGAGCUGCCUCGGUUCACAUGAGCAGCAUGCACACUGAGAUCACUGCCGCUACGUGACUAUGAUCGCCAAUGCGCAAGGGCGUGGAUGACUUGCGGUUCGCCACGCUUCUGCUAUAA
Emericellopsis atlantica is the source of this 3234-nucleotide messenger RNA. RefSeq names its product ribonucleases P/MRP protein subunit POP1-domain-containing protein. The coding region runs from base 345 to 3038 and encodes 897 amino acids. Gene Ontology annotation, biological process: tRNA 5'-leader removal. Gene Ontology annotation, cellular component: ribonuclease MRP complex; nucleolar ribonuclease P complex. The transcript has a single exon. The record is from RefSeq and is a predicted model, not a curated record. Lineage: Eukaryota; Fungi; Ascomycota; Sordariomycetes; Hypocreales; Bionectriaceae.